Molecule: messenger RNA, 1158 nt
Organism: Hypoxylon trugodes
Lineage: Eukaryota; Fungi; Ascomycota; Sordariomycetes; Xylariales; Hypoxylaceae
Exons: 1
Coding region: 158-775 (205 amino acids)
Source: RefSeq, a predicted model, not a curated record
CAAUUGUUGUGUCGCCUAUAAUAAAAGCGCAAAGUGCAUUGGUAGGACUAAAACAUCUUCUUUGUCUUGUAGAUCUUUUUUCUCCUUCGAAGUGUAAGGUGCAAAAUCUCGCAGCCCUCAGCCGUCUCAAGCAAGUUAUCUUGAGGUGUUGAUCAAUAUGCAUCAAAAUCUGCCGAUCUCUUUUCUUUUCUUACUGUCUGCAUUUGAUCCCUCAUCCGCGUUGCCAUUUUUCACAAAAAGACAACCAACGGAAUCAUUGGUCGCUCGUGCUACAUAUUCUAUCGUACCGAUUGAUGGAGGUUCAGGUUCAACAGACACUGUUAUCGAGACCUCUCCACCAGUCACGGAUACAAUAAUAGUUACUGCUGAUCCCGCAACACAAACGGUCUCUACUACGGUUUCUGUCAUUAACAUACAACCUACAACUGACGUUGUGACGACUACUGUCACUGAAGAUAAUAACACUUCGACUUCAACAUUAGCUUACCCAACUUCAAAGCCAAGCAUAACACCAACAUCAUCCACCACAACCACGAUUUCAUCAACCACAUCAACUACGUCGUCAAGUACGGUAGCUACAUCUACUCAGCUACCAACGGAAACUUUGCCACAACCAACGACAUCCACUAUCGCUUCCUCUAGUGCUUGGACUACAUAUGUACCUACGUCAAGCUGGAGCUGGAGUUCCACCACAUCCUACGAUAACGGCGCAUGGCACACAACCUACCCCGCCUGGAACGGUACCAUGAGCCACCGUGUUGCGCGCCAAAAUUGAGAUGACUUACACUUGCACCAACCGUACAGCUGUUGCAUUGGAGUUUUGAAUUGUAUGAAUUAUAUGCGGUAUAUAUACAGAAUGUGUAAGGAGAGACCAGAUGAGGAAAUGAAAUACGAGGAAUAAUGUAAUGUUUGGAAACCGGCUGGAUAUAGGGAACGGAAAGGAGUAUAGGAAGGAAUUCACGCGCCCCAAGCGCUGGAACGCGUGGACUUGACACUACAUAUAGGGUUGGGAAGAUGUCAAACGCAGCAAUGAAGCUGUCACUCAAAGAAUUGUUAUCUUAAUGUAGAGUGGAUUUACCAUGUAAAUAGCAGAAGUUUUAAAAUAUUUUAACCUACUUUAUCGUUCGCAUCCGUCGGUCAUAAGCCAUUUCCUAAACA